Molecule: messenger RNA, 1748 nt
Organism: Saccostrea cuccullata (small rock oyster)
Lineage: Eukaryota; Metazoa; Mollusca; Bivalvia; Ostreida; Ostreidae
Exons: 2
Coding region: 183-1748 (521 amino acids)
Biological process (GO): proton transmembrane transport
Cellular component (GO): membrane
Molecular function (GO): proton channel activity
Source: RefSeq, a predicted model, not a curated record
AUUCAUAUGGAAACUUCCCUGUGCAUGAAUUUAUUUAAGCCUUUUCAUUUACAACACAAAUAGGCCAUCAUUUUAUUUGAAUGAAUUUCAUUAUGACACUGACACAGACUUAAGGAUAAAGAAGUUCUUUUGUUUGCUAAACGGACAGGAGCGGUACAUGUUUACAGCAAUCUAAGAAAACUAUGAAAGUGCGUUCGUGGUUUUCAGCCGUUCUCAGAACGAUUCUUAUCCCGUUUUCAACUGCUGAAGCAGAAGUGAAUUCCGAAGAAAACGAAAAUGAUGCGAACGAAGAGAUAUCUCCCACACUGACCUUUGCACAUUUGGUAUCUUGCCUCUGUGUGGUGCUUGGCAUUUAUUCCGGGAAACAGACGACGGACGAUACCGCACGGUUUGUUGUGUGGGGAUUGGUCAUAGGCCUUGUCGGGUGCGGAUUGUUGGCCUUGAUUGUCUUAAUAUGUUCUAACUCGUUCGUGCAAAAUCAACGUGACAAAGAAGUGCCAAAAGACUAUUCUCUAAAUUUAAGAGUUGUUUUUCUCUGGCUCUUUGGACUUGGUGUCAUUUUGAAAAGCGCUGUCUACAUCGCUAUCAAAAUAGAAUGUUUUUCAAUAUUGUCUCAAGAUUUUAUAAUGUAUGUCAGUAUCUUUAGUACAGUCCUUUUUAUUUGUUUUAUUGUUUUGCAAAUGGGAACCAUAACAUAUUACAGAAACUAUCAUUUCAGAAAGUCAACUCGAAUUAAUUUUGCAAUCGUAUUCCUUUCGCUGGCAAAUUUUGCAGUGUGGUUGAAUUCUGUUGUUAGCAAUUUAAAUGGAAUUUAUGCCACAAAUCCCAAUGAAACCACACACAUGAAAAUUUUCAAAAACGAAUCAGAAUGCUUCUUUAGUUCUAAAAUCAACAAAGGGUUAGCACAAAAGCUCAUCCCCUUCUUUUUGUUGCCAACUCAGGUGGAAUUUUUCAUCCUAGCAUCAAGUUUUGUACUGUCAUUUUGGCAUUCUCUGCCAGAACAACGAAGUUGGGAAACUGAAAUUGAUUUAGAAGAAACAGGAACGUUCUCCGAGGAAUCUCAGGAACUUUUACCGCUGUUGCCUCGCAAUACUGAAAAUCGGGCUAGUAACGUUGUUGUCAUUAUGAUUUCCGUCAUCCUAAAUCUGCCUACGUUCCUGACUUGGCUUCUCCUUUCGUUCGUGUACACAGACUUCAAUAUUGGACUUCGCAAUGCAUAUGAAAUCUGUAACUGUAUCAAUUCUAUUGCGACCAUCACAAUUGUUUACAUUGCGUUCGACCAUUUAUCGAAAACUUAUUCCAUGAGUAAAUAUCAGCGUUCUCUGACAACGAGUGAAAUAAUUCUUGUUUUCAGCUCGGCUGGAGUAGUCGCAUAUAGUACUUACGGACUACUUUUCGCUCUGCAAGGAAAUUUUGAGGAACAUUCUUCCGUCUUUUUACGAAACUUUAUUGAGAUAAUAGAGACCUUUUUACAAACAUCUCUUUUGAUACAGUGUCAGCGCUACAUAUUAUCUGAGCAAAGGUCCUCACUUCUGUCUUCUCUGGCAUUAAUUUUGACGAUAACAAACUUAAUUAAUUGGUUCCUCUACUCCAUAUAUCAAAAUAUACCCGCAGAAGGACAGGAGAAAAUUGUUGGUAACAGACGGAAUUGGGCAUAUGUUCAAACCAUUCUUGUGCCAUUGCUCAUCUUCUAUAGGUUUACAUCUGCUAUGAAUUCGUAUUCACUUUAUCAUCAGAUUAAACCUUGA